Messenger RNA from Arachis ipaensis, 1275 nucleotides. The record is from RefSeq and is a predicted model, not a curated record. Lineage: Eukaryota; Viridiplantae; Streptophyta; Magnoliopsida; Fabales; Fabaceae.
AUGCGUCUUGAUGACAGAUACGUUCCAUACUUGCAGAUGGCAGGGCUAUACCAUCUUGCACGGCUGAACGACCGGUGGUUCCGGCUAGACGAGGCGCUCGUCAGUGCAUUCGUUGAGAGAUGGCGUCCCGAGACGCACACUUUUCAUAUGUCGUUCGGAGAGUGCACGAUCACACUCCAGGACGUGGCAUACCAGCUGGGUUUGCCAGUCGAUGGCCGUUACGUGAGCGGGUGCUUGUCAGAGUUCCAUAUAUACAUCGAUGGAGGCCGUCCACCCUGGGUCUGGUUCCAGGAGUUGCUAGGAGUUAUACCUCCUCCCAGUCAGGUUCAGAAGUACGCAGUGAACUGCAGCUGGUUUCAGGAGACCUUUGGUGAGUGCCCUGAGGAUGCAGAUGAUGACACUGUUCGCCGAUAUGUCCGUGCGUACAUCAUGAUGUUGCUAGGCACGCAGUUGUUUGCGGACAAGUCUGGCAACCGGAUUCACAUUAGAUGGCUUCCAUAUGUAGCGAGGCUGGAGGAGCUGGGUACGUACAGCUGGGGUUCGGCAGCACUGGCCUGGUUGUACCGGUGCAUGUGCAGAGUGGCAAACAGACAUGUUGUGAAGUUAGCGGGCCCGCUCCAGCUACUGCAGUCUUGGAUCUUUUGGCGGUUUCCUCAGUUUAGGCCUGCAGGAUAUGAGACGUUCAGCUGGCCGUUGGCGUCGAGGUACUAUACUGGGCCUAUUCUUUUUCAAUAUGACUUAGAGAAUUGCGUGUAUGUUAAUACUCUAUUGCAUAAUGUAAACACAGAUAUUAGUAUAUGUAACUCAUGUGUAUGGUGCAGAUGGGCAGGUUACAACCCUUCCGGUAGCGAGAAGGGUCCGAGAGUGCGGUCGUGGAGGCUUAGGAUAGACCGGUUACAGUCCAGGGAGUUUAUAUGGAUGCCGUACAGUAGCCCCGACGUACUUCAGGUGUUGCACCCGGAGGUUUUGGAGCCUCGGCACAUGGCGGUGUGGCGCAGUGUGACCGCGCUGAUCUACUUUGCUGUCAUAGAGUGGCAUCAGAUAGAUCGUGUUCUUCCUCAGUUUGGAGGGGUACAGGCCCCUCCGCGUCCCGCCUUGAACAUCGACUUUCUGAUGUCCAAGGACGGGAGAGGCGGCGAUCGAUGGUUCCCCUCUUCCAUGCCGAAGUGGCAUGCAUACUGGGACGCUCGUCAUGACAGUGUAUUGAGGUUCGAGAUUGUUGCCGACCCUGGACCGUCUCAUCAGUUCCUUCAGUGGUGGAGCCACGCUUCCUAG